Beta vulgaris subsp. vulgaris (sugar beet) is the source of this 853-nucleotide messenger RNA. RefSeq names its product peroxidase 57-like. Gene Ontology annotation, biological process: response to oxidative stress; hydrogen peroxide catabolic process. Gene Ontology annotation, molecular function: peroxidase activity; heme binding. The transcript is spliced from 3 exons. Bases 17 to 778 code for a protein of 253 amino acids. NCBI's taxonomy places the organism in Eukaryota, Viridiplantae, Streptophyta, Magnoliopsida, Caryophyllales, Amaranthaceae. The record is from RefSeq and is a predicted model, not a curated record.
CUAUAACUCAUGUUGCAUGUUUUUUGUAAAGGGAUGUGAUGCAUCAAUUCUAAUCGAAGGAAAUUCGACUGAGAGAACCGCAGGUCCUAAUCUCAGUGUAAGAGGAUAUGAGUUUAUUGAGGCAUUGAAGGUUGUUCUCGAACAAGAUUGCCCUGGCAUUGUAUCUUGCGCUGAUAUCAUUGUCCUAGCUACUAAAGUUGCUAUAAAACUGGGAGGAGGACCAGAUUAUCCUGUACAAACUGGAAGAAGGGAUGGACUUGUCUCGAAAGCCGACGAUGUUGAUCUUCCUAGUCCUACAUUGACAGUGUCACAAAUCAUUGCCGUUUUCAAAGCUAAAAAUUUUACAGCUGAAGAGAUGGUUGUUCUUUUAGGUUGUCACGCUGUUGGGAUUGCACAUUGUUCGUUCUUCCAAGAUCGCCUCUACCUAGACACAAACGAAUUCGACUCGAACAUGGACCCUGACCUUCGUGAACAAUUGAAGAUAACAUGCCCUCAUGGCACAAUAUCAAACAACUUCACUCUUUUAAACCAAAAUCCGAUGAAUUCAAGCCAACUUGACAACUCUUUCUACACUCAGAUCUUGGAACAAAGAGGAAUACUCCCAAUAGACCAAGCAUUGGCUCGUGAUCCUUUAACACAUGCUACAGUUCUAAGGCUAUCCCUUAAUGCCACUUUAUUCAAUGUUACACUUGGAAAUGCCAUGGUAAAACUACAAGCAGUUGAUGUUCUUACGGCUGAUCAAGGAGAAAUCAGAAAUGUUUGUAGUAAAUUCAACUGAAAUUAGUCAUGCUCAUUGCAAUUUACCCACACUAUAUUUCCUUCGUUUGUUAAUUUCAGAUUUGUAGUUAUAUUA